UGUCAAUUUAGGACCUUCUGCCAACCCACAGUGCUGCUCGCCAAAUUAAAAGCCACCAAGAAGUUUUAUGCUGUCAAAGUUCUGCAAAAGAAAGUCGUCUUGAAGAAGAAGGAGCAAAAGAACAUCAUGGCAGAAAGAAACGUGCUGCUGAAAAGUCUCCAGCAUCCUUUCCUGGUGCGCCUGCAUUAUUCCUUCCAGACUGCAGAGAAACUCUACUUUGUGUUGGAUUACGUCAAUGGAGGCGAGCUCUUCUUCCACCUGCAGAGAGAAAGAUGCUUCACAGAACCUCGAGCCAGGUUCUACACGGCAGAAGUAGCGAGCGCCAUCGGCUACCUGCACUCCCUCAACAUCAUCUACAGGGACCUGAAGCCAGAAAAUAUCCUUUUGGACGCCCAGGGUCACGUGGUGCUGACAGACUUUGGUCUCUGCAAAGAAGGGGUGGAGCCUGAAGGAACAACUUCCACCUUCUGUGGGACACCAGAAUAUUUGGCCCCAGAAGUUCUCCGCAAAGAAGCAUAUGACAGAACAGUAGACUGGUGGUGUUUGGGAGCUGUUCUCUAUGAGAUGAUCUACAGUCUGCCUCCCUUCUACAGCCGAGACGUGGGUGAGAUGUACGACGCCAUCCUGCACAAGACUCUUGUACUUCCUGCAGGGAAGUCUGAGGCCGUCUGCUCGCUGCUGGAGGCACUUUUGCACAAGGACCCACACAGACGACUGGGAGCCAUCGCUGACUUUCUGGAAGUCAAGAAUCAUCCUUUCUUCUCUGCCAUCAACUGGGAUGACAUUUUCCACAAGAGAAUUCCUCCGCCUUACAACCCAAACGUGCGAGGACCAGCAGAUACACAGAACAUCGAUCCAGAGUUCACCAGAGAGAACGUGUCUAACUCCAUGAGUCGCACGCCAGAAUUCAACGCCAGCUUCAACGCCAACAACGCCUUCAAGGGCUUCUCUUACGUGGCCAACGAGGAGAACUUCCUGUGACCAUCUGAUCCACUUCCUGUGACAGUUUGCUCUACUUCCUGUGACAAUUUUCUCUACUUCCUGUGACCAUCUGCUCUACUUCCUGUGACCAUCUGAUCCACUUCCUGUGACAGUUUGCUCUACUUUCUGUGACAAUUUUCUCUACUUCCUGUAACCAUCUGCUCUACUUCCUGUGACCAUCUGAUCCACUUCCUGUGACAGUUUGCUCUACUUCCUGUGACAAUUUUCUCUACUUCCUGUGACCAUCUGCUCUACUUCCUGUGACCAUCUGAUAGAUAGUACUUUAUUGAUUCCUUCAGGAGAGCUCCUUCAGGAAAAUUAUGUGGUCCACUUCCUGUAACCAUCUGCUCUACCUCCUGUGACAAUUUUCUCUACUUCUUGUGACCAUCUGCUCUACUUCCUGUGACCAUCUGCUCUACUUCCUGUGACCAUCUGCUCCACUUCCUGUGACCAUCUGCUCUACUUCCUGUGACCAUCUGCUCUACUUCCUGUGACAUCUGCUCUACUUCCUCUUCUAUAGUUGACUAUCUAAUUCAGACCCAGCCCUACGGUUAACAAAGGUACUGUGGGCUGUAAUACACUUGUCCACCACUGGUGGCAGUAAUGACAACAUCACACAAGUACUCAGGUGUAAUACACUUGUCCACCACUGGUGGCAGUAAUGACAACAUCACACAAGUACUCAGGUGUAAUACACUUGUCCACCACUGGUGGCAGUAAUGACAACAUCACACACAGAAGACGUCUGGAGCCCAAAAUUAUGACCAAAGUGUUAAAACGUUUUCAUUUGUACUUUGAUGUUAAUGACAUUUGAUUUAAUAAACAUAUUCCUUGUU
Molecule: messenger RNA, 1817 nt
Organism: Nerophis ophidion (straightnose pipefish)
Lineage: Eukaryota; Metazoa; Chordata; Actinopteri; Syngnathiformes; Syngnathidae
Gene: sgk2a
Product: serum/glucocorticoid regulated kinase 2a
Exons: 10
Biological process (GO): protein phosphorylation
Molecular function (GO): protein serine/threonine kinase activity; ATP binding
Source: RefSeq, a predicted model, not a curated record